Pipistrellus nathusii (Nathusius's pipistrelle) is the source of this 1596-nucleotide messenger RNA. The record is from the annotation of a GenBank genome assembly. NCBI's taxonomy places the organism in Eukaryota, Metazoa, Chordata, Mammalia, Chiroptera, Vespertilionidae.
AUGGGAGGCCCAUCAGGGGGCUCCAGUGGUUUCCUGCCUGUCAAGAGCUCCUGUGAUGGCCCAAUGGAGAACCCAAUGGAAGACUCCGGCCUGGGUGAAGCCAAGGUGACCAGUGCCUGCUCAAAGCUCCCAGAUAGCAACAACCUCCCCAUCAGUGGUCACCCUGCACCUGGUCCCUGGGCCUGCCCCGGGAGUCCUGUGGACGCAUUCAUUGAUUUCCUUUAUUGGCGAACUCCUCUCCCUGACAUCAGCCAGGACUUGCAGUUGUUUCUGAGUGCGGCUGUGCCGCAGGAAGAAGGCCGCUGCAGAUCCGAGCCCGUGUGCGGCAGCUCUGUGGCCAGGAGCGAGAUUCAGAAAGUCCUCGACAGUUUGCAGGAGCACAUGAUGAACAAUCCAGAUGUUCAAGAUCCCAAUCCGGCCUCUGACAGCUGGCUGGCUCCGUCGGCCUCGUCCCUGCAGAGUGAGCCCUCUGUGGCCAGGAUAUUACCAAGCACAGAUUCAGGCGAGCCCUGCCCUGGAACCCGUGACCAUCUGGGGAUCCAGCAGAGGCAUGACCCCGUCCCACUUGAGGAGAAUAAAUCUAAACUUCAGGAUAUUAUUCCUCAGCCCCUAUUGGAUGAGUAUGUGUCGAUGACCGACCCAACUCGAGCCCAGACUGUUGAUAGUGACAUAGCCAAGCACUGUGCAUACAGCCUCCCAGGGGUGGCGCUCACGCUGGGCAGGCAGAAUUGGCACUGCCUGAAGGAUACAUAUGCAACACUUGCUUCCGACGUGAAGUGGAAGGUACGUAGGACCCUGGCCUUCUCCAUCCAUGAGCUGGCUGUGAUUCUCGGGGACCAGUUAACGGCUGCUGACCUGGUACCCAUCUUCAAUGGAUUUUUAAAAGACCUGGAUGAAGUACGAAUAGGAGUUCUUAAACACCUGUAUGAUUUCCUAAAGUUGCUUCAUGAAGACAAGAGGAGAGAAUAUCUUUAUCAGCUUCAAGAAUUUGUAGUGACCGAUAACAGCAGGAAUUGGAGGUUUCGAUAUGAACUAGCAGAGCAGCUGAUACUGAUUUUGGAACUGUAUAACCCCAAUGAGGUUUAUGAUUAUUUAAUGCAUAUUGCCUUAAAGCUAUGUGCAGAUAAGGUUUCCGAAGUGCGGUGGAUCUCCUUCAGACUAGUUGUGGCAAUUCUGCACAAGUUCUAUUCAAACAGUGAAAGUGCUUUGGGGGUAAAUUUCAUCGCUGAACUCAUCCUAAGGUUCCGGCACUGUUCAAAGUGGGUUGGAAGGCAAGCUUUUGCUUUCAUUUGCCAGGCAGUGGUGAGUGAGGAGUGUAUCCCUGUGGACCAGUUUGUUGAACACUUACUCCCCAGCCUUCUAAGCCUUGCCUCAGACCCUGUGCCCAAUGUCAGGGUGUUGCUCGCCAAAGCGCUGAGGCAGACACUCUUGGACAAGGCAUACUUUAGAAAUGCUGGCCACCCUCAUCUUGAAGUCGUUGAAGAGACCAUCUUAGUUUUGCAGUCAGAUCGGGACCCAGAUGUCUCCUUUUUUGCCACUCUGAAGCCAAAGUGGGGGAAUCUUGUGGACACUACCAUGUUGGGGGAACAGAAUUGA